Suillus plorans is the source of this 1371-nucleotide messenger RNA. RefSeq lists its product as uncharacterized. The transcript has 2 exons. NCBI's taxonomy places the organism in Eukaryota, Fungi, Basidiomycota, Agaricomycetes, Boletales, Suillaceae. The record is from RefSeq and is a predicted model, not a curated record. Bases 1 to 1371 code for a protein of 456 amino acids.
AUGUGUUGGUGGUUACGCCGACCUCGCGCGUUCUUUGUUUGGGUGAAAUCUUCACGUUUCUUCCGCGACACCAAGACGGAAGAACGACUGCUUGAGUGGAAGAAGAAAUGGGAGGAAGAAGAGAAGAAGCGCAUAUCACUAGAGGACAGGCUGAAGAAACUUGAGCUGGAGCAUCAAGUUUCAGCCCAAGACAAGGGCGGCCUGAAAACGGAAAAUAUUCGGCUUACUACCAUUCUGAAAAAAGCCAGCAAGGAGGCCGAUGAAAUUCAGGCCAGGUUACUACAAGAGCAAAACGAGAAAGAAAAGGUCCAGCAAGAACGCUCCAAGCUUCAAGACGCCAAUCAAAAGUUGCAGCAAGAUCUCAGUUCAUACCAGCAGCAGUUAUUGUUACGAGAGAGCGAAAAGAAGGCCUUGAAAAACGAGCUGCAGGCCCUACAGAUCAAGUUCAACGAUCAAACCACACUUCUUAACGACCGUACACGGGAGCUACGGGGUGCACAGGCGUUCCUGAGCACAGCCGACACGCUCUCAGGAGCGGAAGUCAUCAGACUGGUAGAUGAACUCAACCAAGAGAUCAUGCAGACGGCAGCUUUCAUCUCAGACUCCUUCGAUUUCGCUCGCAAGCCUGAACACAGAGACGAGAUCAAGGAAGCCAGUGCGCGAACCGGUGAACUGAUUGGACCUGCCAUGACGUCACUCCUGGGUACCGUGCAGCACGGGGAAGACCCUCUCUUGAUCCAGAUCGCACUGCAGGCCGCCACAGUCGAGUUCUCUCGCUGGAUCAUAAUGACCUGGGACUUUGACGGCUUACAGGCUGAGCAACCACUGGCAGAGAUCUAUGGCGACGUUCGGGAGACAGAAAGCCAGGCAGUCAGCGGCCGAUGGCGCGCUUUGACUCGAUCCCAUGCGCAGAAGGUUGCUCUGCAGGAGACGGACGUGCACUCAACAAUGGUUGCACAUAUCAGCGACACCCUCGUGGUCGUGAUGAUUGCGGCUGGUUGCACCAAGAACUACGAAGAUGUGUAUCGCGACUUCACCAUGAAGUUUGGCGAACGCGUGUCGAACAUUGUCCGUAUGGCAACAAGGCUUAACAGAGCCAUGGGUGAGGAAGUCACGUCGGCAGAUCUCUGGCCUACCCAUGCUGCAGCUGGAGAUAAGUUCGAUACGGAAUCGAUGAAGGACUUUGACGAGGGGAGUGGGGCGCAAUCCGGUGUGGUUUUGUGCACGACUGCGCUUGGUUUGCAGAGGUCAGAGAAGGUUGGAAGCGGGGAAGGCGCAGAGAACAGGAUGUUCACACUGGCGAAACCCAAGGUUGCGCUUGAAGCUAUUGCAGAUGGGAUGGAGAGGGAGGCGGAGUUGUCGGGAGACUAA